This is a messenger RNA of Caenorhabditis remanei, 519 nucleotides long. RefSeq lists its product as uncharacterized. Lineage: Eukaryota; Metazoa; Nematoda; Chromadorea; Rhabditida; Rhabditidae. The record is from RefSeq and is a predicted model, not a curated record. The transcript has 4 exons. Bases 1 to 519 code for a protein of 172 amino acids.
AUGGCGGAUCCGGAGAUCGUCGAGCCUUCAGAAUCCCUCCCGAAGACGUCGAUUCGUCGUCGUAGCUGUGUGGUUUGUCGGAAGCCGACGCCCAAUCAUUAUGUCACCUCAUUCACUCGGGCACCAGAGAAACAAGAGCAAUGGACGUGUCGAUUGGCGAAUGGAGAUGAGGAGUUUGCGACUGAUUUAAGGGAGAAAUUGGCGGCUGGAAGGAAAUAUUUGUGUCUCGAUCACUUCGAUCGAAAGGAUCUUGUGCAUAGAAAAAUGGAUGGAAUGGAAGUUAUCAGAAAUCGAUUGCCGAUUCCAUAUAGAAACACAUAUUUUGUCCGCCAUUCGUUGACAGACACCCCUUCGACUUCAGAAGAUACAGACAUGUCUCCAAUUCCCGAGAAACGCCGUAAAAUGUCGACGCCAACUCUCGCUGGAAAAGGAGCUGAGUUGGAUCCGGCGUCGAUGACCUUAUUGAUGGACACUGUCAACUUGUAUGUGAAGAGAGCGAUGGAGGAGGCGGAUGUGUGA